Paramecium pentaurelia is the source of this 1336-nucleotide messenger RNA. The record is from the annotation of a GenBank genome assembly. NCBI's taxonomy places the organism in Eukaryota, Ciliophora, Oligohymenophorea, Peniculida, Parameciidae.
AUGGAAUGCCUUAUUUGUAUUCCAAAUAGAAAGGUUAUGUAUGGAAAGAAUCAAGAUAAAAUUAGAAUGAAAGGUAGAGUAUUGUUAGAUUAUUAUUUAAGAAAGUCUCUCUAUCAUAAAGAAUCACUUCUUCCCUUUAUAAUAAAUAUGCUGAAUCUUAAAACUAUUAUUACACCAAAGUAGUUAAUGAUUUGAUACUCAACUAACCAACUAAGGCUACAAUUUGGUUUAAAGUAUAAUAUUUUCAAUUUUACAAAGGAUUUAGAAUAAUAUGAUGAAGAAGUAGAACAUUGUAAAAAACUCUACACAUUAUCAUCAUAUCCAAAGAAAAUUAAGAUUUUAGUUGAAUUUUAUAGAGUAUUCAUAAUUCAUUACAUUUGCAGUUCCAUAAGGAUAUUCCAAGGUGGGCCGUUAAUGAAUAAAUUGUUUCCAUAUUAAACGAAUUUUACAAUCAAAGAAGAAAAUUAGAAUACUAUAAAAUACAAUAUAUAAUUGAAUAAGAAAACCAAUAAAAUCCAAAUAGAACUCCAAAAGGUAUUGUGGGAGAAUAACCUUAAGAAUCCUAAAGUACUCCAAAAUCAUCUCAAGAAUCUGGUUAAGUUGUUGGAAAUGUUUUAGAUGAAUUAAAAAAUGAAUUAAAAUAAAGAACAUAAACUUAAUAAAGUGAAAUAAAUGAAAUUAUUAAUGCUUUAAAUUCUAAUCCAAAGAGAAAACAACCAAAUUUAUAAUAAAUAAUCAAUAAUUAACAAUUCAUUCUUAAUGAAUAAAGAUUAUAAUAAUUCAUAACUUAAGAAAAACUUAAAAAAAUUAAUCUAAUUAUAAAUUAAUAAAAAGCCACCAGUUAAACAUAAAGAAAUUAUAAAUUAUAAUAAGAUAAGAGUGAUUCAUUUAGAAAAUAAAAUCUUAACUAAAAUUCUUUGACUUCAAGAAAUAAGACAUCCAAAAUUGCACAUGCUCAGAUUUUAAGUUUAUGUAAAAAUAAUUAUUAUAAUAGUAAAAUAAAGAGUUAAAGUAAAACUUGAAUUAAAAAACAAAAUAAAAGCUAAAGUAAUUACAGGUAACACUUCUUUAAGAAGUCUUUAAAAAAAUAUUGAAUCGCCAAAAACAACAAGAAAUGUUUAAUUCUAAAAAUAAAGAUUUAAUUAAAAGAAGUCUUUGAAAGCAAAUACAUUUCAUGUAAAUCAAUCUAGCAAGUAUAAUAUUAUUAAAUAUUAGAAAUUUAAUUGUGAGUUUAUUGGCAAAUAGAAAUACAACUGUGCAUGUUGAUGCAAAUUAAAAAAAUCUCCUUUUGGCUAAAUUGAAUAUCCUAAACACACCCAGAUAGAUUAUAAAUUGA